AUGUUUACGAGUCUUCUCUGCGUUGCCUUCGCGGUGUGCGCUACUUUGGCUUUGCACAGUUCUGCUAAAUAUAUUGAGCGGCACAAAAGAGAUGUGGCAUCCGACAUUGAUAUUUCCUCAAUCGACGGUUUUCCAUUUGAAGGGCUCUAUGCACCAGAUGAUGUUAGAGAUGAUGAGGUACCCACUUCUUCUGUGACACCAGCUUCACCGAUUGGUCCAGAAUUUUGGAACCGCAUAUUUAACCAAGAGAAUUCAGAGCAGCUGACAAGAAUUGCCGUCAACCCAGUUGUUCAAAAUGUGACACGAGAUGAGGUGGCCAUGAUGUCAGCAACAGAGAUCACACAACCGCCUAAGAAGGGGGAUGCUGACGAAACAGAUAAGAAGAAGAAAAGGAUGAAGAUAAGAAGACGACAGAAAUUCACCACAAUGCAGCCUACGCCACAUACUUUACCAGCUGAAGUCAAGAAACCGUCACAAGCUCAGGAACCCCGCUUCGGAAGUCCGUCACAAAUGCAUCCGAACACAUCUGGUGAGUCUAAGUACAAGGUAACGUCCUUGCAUACCUAA
Dicrocoelium dendriticum is the source of this 567-nucleotide messenger RNA. The record is from the annotation of a GenBank genome assembly. NCBI's taxonomy places the organism in Eukaryota, Metazoa, Platyhelminthes, Trematoda, Plagiorchiida, Dicrocoeliidae.